UGGACGAUAGAUUCAGCCGGAUCUUGCUUAUAACGUCGUAUAUGGCCUACACUUUAACAAUCGUAUCGAGUACCACACAAACAUUUUAUAUGGUUAACAAUGACGGGAGUUGCUCAAAUUCAUCUUUAAAUGCGAUUCCUAGUGGUAAAAUUGUAUCACAAAACGAUUCUACUUACCCGAACGGAACAGAUUGCGAAGUGAUAUGGACUUCAGCACCAGGUUCCAAGGCCCUUGUCAUCGUGACCCUUGACCUGGCUGAUAAGGUUAAUGGUACAUGUGUUGACUUUUUGGAAAUUAACGGCACGUUACCGAUGUCCAACUCAAACCAGACACUCUGUGGAAACGGAUAUGGAACAAACCAGGUGUUCGAGUAUGACGACACCCCUAUCACGUUUUCCUUCGUAACACAGGCUAGUCGUACGUACAGCGGACGAGGGUUUACGGCAGUCGUGACGGCAUUUACGGAGAAAUCUGGCGCCAACUGCUCCGGGACCGACUUCCUCUGUGACAACAACAGGUGUAUAAGUACUUCGCUCGAGUGUGAUGGAGAACAAAACUGUGUAGACAACACAGACGAAGCUUCCUGUUCAAGUACAACCGGUGCAGCAACAACAACAACUCCGUCUGCCUCGACCUCAGCUGGCGCAACGACCUCCUCUGCUGCAAACGUCACAUCUUCCAACCAGUCAACAACGCAGUCACCUUUAAGCUCCUCCCCCAGUGCAACUACCCAAUUAUUGUUAACUACGACCACACAGACAUCCGAAGAAAAGUCCACCUUUCCUGGUCUCGGAGAGAAGGCUGUCCUCGUGAUCAUCAUUCUGUCGUCUGCUGUGAUCGUUACCAUUAUUAUAACUGCAAUUGUCUAUAAGGUUUGGUGCACGCAGAACGUAGUUCAUCCUGUGCUUGAGAUAGAAGAGGCUCCAACAACAUCUUUUCAACCAGCUGCUAAACCAGGUCCCAAACCGCCUCCAAGUCGGCCCCUAAACCAGCCCCUGAACCUGCUCCUAAAACAGCCCCCGAACCGGGUCCUAAAUCA
This is a messenger RNA of Saccostrea cuccullata (small rock oyster), 1039 nucleotides long. RefSeq names its product neuropilin and tolloid-like protein 2. Lineage: Eukaryota; Metazoa; Mollusca; Bivalvia; Ostreida; Ostreidae. The annotation marks the transcript as partial. The record is from RefSeq and is a predicted model, not a curated record. Gene Ontology annotation, molecular function: protein binding. The transcript is spliced from 5 exons.